Messenger RNA from Myodes glareolus (Bank vole), 976 nucleotides. RefSeq lists its product as uncharacterized. The record is from RefSeq and is a predicted model, not a curated record. Gene Ontology annotation, biological process: epidermis development. NCBI's taxonomy places the organism in Eukaryota, Metazoa, Chordata, Mammalia, Rodentia, Cricetidae.
UAAGAGUGUUGUGGCUGGACCACCUGUUCAGACAUCUUGAGCCAAUCUCUUGAUAAGGAGAGAUGACUGAGAUACUUGAUGGACUCCAGGUGACCUGGGAAGUCUAAUAAUAGCUCAAGCUGGACUGAUGUCACCUAAUUUACCCAGUAAGGAAUUCAACUCCUGGUGUUUCUCUGGCAUCCCUGGGUGACCAAGGCAACAUGCUGAGAAGUGACUUCAGUCACAAUUUCCAACUGAAUCAGGCUGAGUCAAGUUUGAUCCAGAUCCUUUCAAAAUGUCCUACCAGCGGAGCCAGCGACAGUGCCCACCUCCUCCUCCUAAGUGCAAGACGCCCAAGUGUCCCCCUGCUUCUUCCUACUGUGGCUCCAGCUCAGGGGGCGGCUACAGCUCUGGGGGCGGCUACAGCUCUGGGGGCGGCUACAGCUCUGGGGGCGGCUACAGCUCUGGGGGUGGCAGCUGCUGCUCGAGCCAACACAAGCCCCGAUUCUCUCUCCGUCGCCGACGUCACAGCUCUGGAUACUCUGGCAGCAGCUGCUGUGACAGCAGUGGUGGCGUCAGCAGUUGUGGCGGCGGUGGCAGCUGCUGCUGUGACAGUACCUGUUGCAGCACAGGUGGCAGCAGCAGCUGUGGCAGCAGCGAUGGCGGCAGCAGCUGCUGUGGCAGCAGCUGCUGUGGCAGCAGCCAGAAGUCUAGAGGUUGUUGCUGACCCGGGGAAGAGGACCACGGAGAGCAGUGCUGACGGCCAGCCAGAGUGUCUCCUCUUCGCCGGCUUUCCUGCAGAAAUACUUCUACAAUUCUCUGUUUCCUUCCUUCAUCUCCACAAAGCUCAUCUACCGUGGGGUUCUGAGGUCUCACAGUCUCACCUCUGAGCCUCAUUGGCUUUCUUUUUCUCUCAGACACAACAGUCUGGGAAUGAGAUGUUAAAAACUCAGCUCUGAAGUGCUUUUCUGGGUAACAAUAAAGCUUUGAUUCCUGA